Sinocyclocheilus anshuiensis is the source of this 1834-nucleotide messenger RNA. It is a transcript of the gene septin2, whose product is annotated as septin 2. The coding region runs from base 129 to 1250 and encodes 373 amino acids. Lineage: Eukaryota; Metazoa; Chordata; Actinopteri; Cypriniformes; Cyprinidae. Gene Ontology annotation, biological process: cell division. Gene Ontology annotation, molecular function: GTP binding. The transcript has 13 exons. The record is from RefSeq and is a predicted model, not a curated record.
UGCUUUUGCUGUCGGCGUUUAGUGAGAGUUUUCCGGAAUCUCAGGAAUUUGGGCUGUUCGUCUCCUCAACCUCCUGCGGUACCGAACUCAAGAUUUUCUGCGACUGAAAGGUCUGGUUCGAGCUCAAAAUGUCUCAAGCCGAUAAAAUGAAGCAGGGACAGUUUACAAACCCAGAGACUCCUGGGUAUGUGGGAUUUGCGAAUUUGCCAAAUCAAGUACAUCGGAAAUCAGUGAAAAAGGGCUUUGAGUUCACUCUCAUGGUGGUGGGUGAGUCUGGUUUGGGGAAGUCCACUCUGAUCAACAGUUUGUUCCUCACUGAUCUCUACCCAGAGAGGGUCAUUCCUGGUGCUGCAGAGAAGAUUGAGCGCACGGUGCAGAUCGAGGCUUCGACGGUGGAGAUCGAGGAGCGUGGAGUGAAGCUGCGUCUCACUGUGGUCGACACGCCUGGAUACGGUGAUGCCAUCAACAGCCAGGACUGUUUUAACACCAUUAUUGCCUACAUCGAUGACCAGUUUGAGCGCUACCUGCAUGAUGAGAGUGGACUCAACCGUAGGCACAUUGUGGACAACCGUGUGCACUGCUGCUUUUACUUCAUUUCCCCUCUGGGUCACGGGCUGAAGCCUCUAGAUGUCCAAUUCAUGAAGGCCAUUCACAACAAAGUGAAUGUCGUUCCUGUUAUUGCUAAAGCAGAUACGCUGACGCUGAGGGAGAGAGAGAGACUCAAGCGCAGAAUUCUGGAUGAAAUCGAUGAGCAUGGCAUCAAGAUCUAUCACCUCCCUGAUGCCGAGUCUGAUGAGGAUGAAGAUUUCAAAGAGCAGACCCGGAUUCUCAAGGCCAGCAUACCGUUCGCCGUGGUGGGAUCCAACCAGCAGAUUGAGGCUAAGGGGAAGAAAGUGAGAGGGCGUUUGUACCCAUGGGGUGUGGUGGAGGUAGAAAACCCAGAACACAACGACUUCCUCAAACUUCGCACCAUGCUAAUCACCCACAUGCAGGACCUGCAGGAAGUUACUCAGGACCUUCACUACGAGAACUUCCGCUCGGAGCGCCUCAAACGGGGCGGCAGGUUGUCCUCCCACGGUUAUAUUCUGCCUCUGUCGCCUGCGAAGGCUCCGGAGCCAGAGGAAAUGGACAAGGAUAUAAUCUUGCAGGAGAAGGAGGCUGAGCUGAGGCGAAUGCAGGAGAUGAUCGCUAGGAUGCAGGCGCAGAUGCAGAAACAGGGAGACGGAGAUGGUGACAGCCCACACGUGUGAGAAAAACGAUGCUGACCUGUCAUUCGAGCUUGACCCAGUCAGACAUGAAACGAGAAGAGGAAGUGUUGCUAAAUGUGGAAAAAGAGGAGAGACUGGUCCUUAGCUCAUCUUGCUUGCCAUUUUCUUAGUUUCUUUCGCUCUUGUAUGAUUUAAUAUUUUUUGUCAAGUUUUUUUGGCAUUUUAUUCAAAUGCUGUUGCUAAUAUUCAUUCAUUUUUUCCCCCUGUUCAAGUAAUCAAAAAUGAAGAACAACCAUCAGUAAUUAAGAAAACUUUUUCUGUUACAAAAGCCAAAUGCUGCUGGGAAGGAAUCUUCUACAGUAGAGCACCUUUAAUAGUAGUGUAGCUCCAUGACCACUCUAAGUCAUUUCUAUCUCAUCUAGCUAAAGAAACACUGUGAGAAUACAAGCAGCUGUUGAAUUUGAGUGUCACGGUGGCAGUUUUUGGAGAAACCAUUUUAUACUGUUCCUAAGUGUUGCCAGAGAGAUUGCUGUCCUCCUGAACAGGAGUUUUCUGUACUUAUCUCUUCCCUUCAUGAAGUCUUGAAAUAUGUGCUGCUCGGUUGAAUGGUCCCCAAACGGAUGCAA